This is a messenger RNA of Monodelphis domestica (gray short-tailed opossum), 927 nucleotides long. RefSeq names its product olfactory receptor 5AR1-like. Gene Ontology annotation, molecular function: olfactory receptor activity; G protein-coupled receptor activity. Gene Ontology annotation, biological process: G protein-coupled receptor signaling pathway. NCBI's taxonomy places the organism in Eukaryota, Metazoa, Chordata, Mammalia, Didelphimorphia, Didelphidae. The record is from RefSeq and is a predicted model, not a curated record. Gene Ontology annotation, cellular component: membrane.
AUGACCACAGUGAGAGACUUUGUACUCUGGGGGAUUUCUGAAGACCCUGAGCAGCAAAAACUCCUGUUUAGUCUCUUCUCACUCAUGUACACCAUAACCUUGGUCGGCAACCUGGGCCUCAUCUUUCUCAUCAGAAUCUACCCCAAGCUCCACACCCCCAUGUAUUUCUUUCUUAGCAACCUUUCCUUCCUUGAUUCUUGCUACUCUUCAGUCACAGCUCCCAGAAUGCUGGCAGAUUUGCUCUCCAAGGACAAAGUAAUUUCUUUUUCUGGGUGUAUGACACAGCUUGGCUUGUUCAUUGUCUUUGCCACUGCAGAACUUUACCUCUUGGCCUCCAUGGCUUAUGAUCGCUAUGUCGCCAUCUGUAACCCACUGCUUUACCCUGUACUCAUGUCCUCUUGGGCCUGCACUACCCUUGUGAUUGCUUGCUAUAUUGCUGGGAUCAUCAAUUCUUUGACAGUAACGAGUUCUAUAUCCAGGCUCUCCUUCUGCAGGGCCAGCAUGGUCAAGAGCUUCUUCUGUGACAUUCGGCCACUGCUGGCUCUAUCUUGCUCUGACACAGAGGUCUGUAAUAUCCUGGUCUUUGCCUUUGGGGCCUUUAUCCAGAUGAGCUCACUACUUGUAAUUGUGGUCUCUUAUACAUUCAUCAUCACUGCCAUUAUGAGAAUCCGUCUUGCUGAAGGCAAACGCAAAGCUUUUUCCACCUGUGCCUCCCAUUUGACUGCUGUCAGCCUGUUCUAUGGGACACUUAUAUUCAUGUAUUUACGGCCUACUUCCAACUCUGCCUCAAAUCAGGACCAAGUGGUCUCUAUCUUUUAUACAAUGGUCAUACCUAUGUUGAAUCCUAUUAUCUAUAGUCUGAGGAACCAGGAAGUGAAACAGGCCCUGAAGAAGAUCCUAUAUAAGGACUCUCCUAUCCAGGCAUAA